GGAGGCAGUGCCCCCUGCGCAGCUGUUGCCUGGCGCUAUGCGGUGCUUCGGGCCCGGCCUGGCGGCGCGGCGUCUCCUCCCGCUGCGGCUCCCCCCGCGGCCGCCGGGACCCCGGCUGUCGAGCGGGCGGGCGGGGCCGGCUGGCGUCCUGGAGCGGACCAUGGACGAGCUGCUGCGGCGCGCCGUGCCACAGACGCCGGCCUACGAGCUGCGCGAGAAGACGCCGGCGCCGGCCGAGGGCCAGUGCGCGGACUUCGUGAGCUUCUACGGCAGCCUGGCCGAGGUGGCCGAGCGGGCCGACCUGCUGGGCCGCCUGGCGCGGGGCUUCGGCGUGGACCACGGCCAGGUGGCCGAGCAGAGCGCCGGCGUGCUCCAGCUGCGCCAGCAGCCGCGGGAGGCGGCCGUACUGCUGCAGGCGGAGGACCGGCUGCGCUACGCGCUGGUGCCGCGCUACCGCGGCCUCUUCCACCACAUCAGCAAGCUGGACGGCGGCGUGCGCUUCCUGGUGCAGCUGCGGGCCGACCUGCUGGAGGCCCAGGCCCUCCGGCUGGUGGAGGGGCCGCACGUCCGGGAGCUGAACGGAGUGCUGAAGGGCAUGCUCUCGGAGUGGUUUUCCUCAGGGUUCCUGAACCUGGAGCGGGUUACCUGGCACUCACCCUGUGAAGUGCUUCAGAGAAUCAGUGAGUCUGAGGCUGUGCAUCCUGUAAAGAACUGGAUGGACAUGAAGCGCCGGGUUGGGCCUUACCGAAGAUGUUACUUCUUUUCUCACUGUUCAACCCCUGGGGAGCCCCUGGUGGUUUUGCACGUGGCCUUGACCGGUGACAUCUCCAGCAACAUCCAGGCCAUAGUGAAAGAAUGCCCACCCUCAGAAACAGAGGACAAGAACCAAAUUGCUGCUGCGAUUUUUUAUUCUAUCAGCUUGACCCAGCAAGGUCUACAAGGUGUUGAGUUAGGAACCUUCCUGAUAAAACGGGUCAUUAAGGAGCUGCAGAGGGAGUUUCCUCACCUGGGGGCCUUUUCAAGCCUGUCGCCCAUUCCUGGGUUCACCAAAUGGCUUCUGGGGUCCCUGAACACACAGGCAAAGGAGCCCGGCCGCAGUGAGCUCUUCACAGACUACGAAAGCCGAGAAAUUGCCGAGAUCACCGGUGGGCCCAUCAACGAGACCCUCAAGGUCUGUCUCAGCAGCAGCGAGUGGGUGAAAUCGGAAAAGCUGGUCAGGGUGCUGCAGGCCCCCCUGAUGCGGCUCUGCGCCUGGUACUUGUACGGGGAAAAGCACCGCGGCUACGCCCUAAACCCCGUCGCCAACUUCCACCUGCAGAACGGGGCCGUCAUGUGGCGCAUCAACUGGAUGGGUGACACCAGCCCCAAGGGCCUGACGGGCUCCUGCGGCCUGAUGGUCAACUUCCGGUACUACCUGGAGGAGACGGCCGCCAACAGCACCAGCUACCUCGGCUCCAAGACCAUCCGGGCGUCUGAGCAGGUGCUCAGCCUGGUGUCCCAGUUCCAGAAGAACAGCAAACUCUAGGAGUGCACCUUUCCUAAGGCGGACGUCCGGGCUUGGAAAAGGAUGGCUUUCUGGAUGGGUUCGGGAGGGCUGUGUAUCAAAAGGAGCUUUUUCGGUAAAGCAGAAAUUGAACCUUGUUCUCUUCCCUGUGGUGGGGCGCGUAGCACGAGGGAACGGGCAGUGCCCAGGGCAGGGGGCUGUGGGAAACACGUGUGUGCAGGAGAAGCACGCUGCGGGGGCCGCUGCUCUCCCUCCACAGCCUGGGGUCUCUGGUGGGUGCUGCGCCACCUCCCGCCCGCAGCAGUGUCGCCAGCCCCUGCCGGGGCUCCAGGCUGAGCCAGGACCAGCGGCCCAGACUAGAACAGACUUUUCCUCUGAGCUUGUAGAAAAUACUUCAACCGUGGUUGCUUCAGCCGUUUCUCUCCACUCAUCUCAAAGGGAAUAAAGGGCUGUGGUACCUUUUAGCAGUUAAA
This is a messenger RNA of Choloepus didactylus (southern two-toed sloth), 1977 nucleotides long. It is a transcript of the gene MLYCD, whose product is annotated as malonyl-CoA decarboxylase. Gene Ontology annotation, molecular function: malonyl-CoA decarboxylase activity. Gene Ontology annotation, cellular component: peroxisomal matrix; mitochondrial matrix. Bases 38 to 1525 code for a protein of 495 amino acids. The transcript has 5 exons. The record is from RefSeq and is a predicted model, not a curated record. NCBI's taxonomy places the organism in Eukaryota, Metazoa, Chordata, Mammalia, Pilosa, Megalonychidae. Gene Ontology annotation, biological process: fatty acid biosynthetic process; malonyl-CoA catabolic process; acetyl-CoA biosynthetic process.